This is a messenger RNA of Cercocebus atys (sooty mangabey), 10338 nucleotides long. It is a transcript of the gene PLAGL1, whose product is annotated as pleiomorphic adenoma gene-like 1. The coding region runs from base 7830 to 9221 and encodes 463 amino acids. The record is from RefSeq and is a predicted model, not a curated record. Gene Ontology annotation, molecular function: DNA-binding transcription activator activity, RNA polymerase II-specific. Lineage: Eukaryota; Metazoa; Chordata; Mammalia; Primates; Cercopithecidae. The transcript has 6 exons.
GCCCCGCCUGCGCGCGGCCUCCUCGGCUCAGCCAUCCUCUUGGCUGCCGCGGGCGGCAAAGCCCACGGCAUCUGCCAUUUGUCAUUCAGCCCGUCGGUACCGCCCCGAGCCUUGAUUUAGACACGGCUGGGGCGUGCUCUGGCCUCACUCUCCGGGCGGGUGCUGGACGGAGGGACGGGGCAGCAGCACUCACAGCCCAGCUGCGCGGGGCCUUGGCGCGCGGGGUGCUUCCCCCGGUCGCCGUCAUGGCCGCAGAAGCGGCACGCCCCAGCAGCCUCGCCUGAGCUCCGGGGGUCGUUGCCCCGCAGGAUUGUUCCUGCCUGAUUCAUAAACAUCGUGAUUGGCUUUUGAUUGCUGUCACGUCUAAUGUGGCUUCUGUCUCGUGUCACAUCUGAAACUCAUCUGUACCUCACUUAGAAAGGUAAAUAUGUCUGUGCCGAACCCUCCAACUCCUGCCCCCCAGCACUCCUGCCAUCAGUCAUGGCUCUGUUCUCAUUCUCUCCUCGCAUUGCAGCACAAACCAGAGCCCUGGCCUCCUCCACAGGAGAGGGGCUUAUGUCCCAGAAGAGACUCUGUGAGAGAAUUUACAUUUGAGGAACUUCAGGCUUUGAGGGGAAAAUAAGGUUGGCGGAUUAAGAUGUGGUCUUAAAUGAAAGCCUGUUUUUCACUCUAAAAAAAUCAAGAGGACACGCUAAGAAUGAUCAUUGCUAUUUAUUUGUCUUAAAUUAGAAAUCAUGGGCAUUGUACAGUUGAUUUUUACUUAUCAUGACUUGCUCACUAGAAACUUCUUGUUCUCUUUCUGUUAUAUUUUAAAAAGGUGUUUUUAAAUGGUUUUAUCUUAAGGAAAUAUUAGGAAAAAAAACUGAGAUAGGGUCCACCAUUUAGAAUCAGAUAUCCAGAACGUAACAUAUGUUACAAUUCAGAGUCUCUAAACCACUCUUCUAAAAUCAUAAUGUGAGAUGAUUCUCAGCUUGCCAAAUUUUCUAGAGUUAUAAAAUAGGUUAUGUCGCUCAAUCCAGUGUUUAUUUGAGGGAAUUCAUGGUUGCCAGGGGCCCAUUAUAUGUCAGAAGCUUUUAUUUCUUAUUUUCUACCACUCAUGGAAAGAUUAGGAUUUGUUUUAACCGCCUAUUUCAAGAUAAUGAUUCCAAAUCCCAGCCUUAAGUUUCAUAUCUAACAUGGUUGUUGUUUUUCCCUGUCAUAUACAUUAAUUCUAGGUUCAAGGCCAUGUCACCCCAAAGCAGCCCUCACUUGUUUUGCAGCUGCAGUGCUGUUGCUUAACCAUAACUCUUGGCCUCUCUCCAGACUUUUUUUUUUUCUUUGCAAAAUGUCCUUGAAGGUCAUAAUGGUGUAUUUUUUAAAAAUUCCAGUUGUCUUUGUAAGUUUUCUUAUAUCCCAUCUUACAUUCGAUUCCCCCCACAAACCUCCCACUAGAUAAACCACUUCUCACUCUAUUCUUUAUCGUGAGGCUGACUUCUAGGAAGGCUGUCCACAGCUGCCUCAGGCGGAAGGCUAACUAGGAGAAUAUUAGGUCGUGUGUUUGGAUUCCUGUUCUCCAAACGAUUCUAAUUAAAACUAGUCCACUACCCCCACCAAUAUGUUCAGAAGGAAAAAAAUGUAGCAAAAUCCCCAAACGCCCUCAAUCGCUUCAUUAUAACAUUUGGGUAACUUUAUGGCACCUGUAGGACCAGUUCAUGCCAGGCCCAUUUGUAACUGUUUUCUCUAGUUAAACAUGAUAUUGCCAUUAAAAUCUCAGUAAAUAGGGUUACACUGCUUAAGAAUCUAGGAAUUUCUCAAAUAUGUGAGAAAAUGUGAAAGCACAGGGAUAGUAGAAAUUUAUUUUAUAAACACAUGCCAGGAGAUGGAAUUGUGUCAUGAUGAUCCACAUUAAAGAAACAUGAUGGAAGCGAAUCCAUUCUGUAUACUCUGACUUUCUAUUAUAUAUAUAUGUGACUCCAAAAAAAGUUAUUCAUGUUUCCUAGUUGUGAGCUUACCCAUCGUGUAAAAUCAGCCCUAACACUUUUUAUUCACAGGCCACAUUUACUUCGUACAUGUACUUUGGACUCGGUACCAGUCAUUGUGCCUCUAAAUAUACAUGUGUUAUGCAUAAUUGUAGAGCAGCUCUGCAAGAUAUAUAGAUAUACCCAUUUUAUGGUGACGGAGACUGAGGCUUAGAGAAGUUAUGCAACUUACCUAAGGUUACACACCUUCCAAGUAGCAGAGCCAGCAUUCGAACUUAGAUCCAUCCAACUCCAAAGCCAGUUUCCUGUACACUAGACCACACCAUCUUUCUACCAGCUAGUUGGUUUUUUUAACUAACUGUAGGAACACAACCUAGUAUUAAGUAGAGUGUGCAUGCCGCAUAGUGGACUGAGGUAGAAUAAAACUCAUUAUUGUACUACUUUUAGGUAAGAAAAUGUAUUAUCUAAGGAAUACCAUUAAAAUUUCCUUACUUCCCUCCAUGAACAAACAAAAGUUAAAAUGAAAUCAGUGGUGGGAUGAAGGGCGUUGGGGAUCAUAACAUAGGAGUGUUAAACAUUAAAAUUAGAAAAAAAAGUACAUUUCUCUAUCAAUGUUUAAAAUGCUAGAAAUUAUGCAGGCUUAUACUAUAACAAAGGAUACUUUAUUUGGGGAAUAACUUAAUUGAUCCAUGAUGUGGCGUUUACCAAGGUAAUUUUUCACUUUUUGUUCCAGGAGUAGGAAUUAGAGGUGGUUCAUAAAACUCACAAUCACCAUGUAAAUUGAAACCACCUUAAGAUCAUAGUCAUCUUAUGUUGUUUCCCUAAAAUGGUUCUCAUUUGCACCACAUAUUCAAAUCAGAGUGCACGAAGAUGUUGUUCUGAGUCAGGGAAGAUUUAGAAUGCUUUGUGAACAGCUGUAUACUGAACUUCAGAGUUCAGUUAUUGCGCUUGUGUGUGUGUAUGUGUGUGUGCACAGUUGAGUUUUUUGUUUGUUUUGCUAUGUGAAUUACUGUUUGGCCAUUUUAAUGUAUAUAACUGAUAAAUCCAGGAGGAUAAUCUGUAUGUCUGCUCUCUCAGUUUCUUUCUAUAACACAAGCCUGAACAUAUUGCUCUCUUGAUUAAAAACUUUCAGUGGUUCUAAUUAGACAAGACUUUUCGUUGCAGUGGACAGAAACCUAAGGGGACCAUUGAAGAAUUCCAAACAGGUAUUUGCAUAGGAAUCAGAGGAGUUAAUCUUGUGAGUAUACUCUAACAUCUGCCCUUGUUUCCUUCCUUCCUUCUCUAUCUGCCUCAGGGUUUUAAAGCAUAAGCCUGCUGCCCUCCCCGCCACCCCACCCCUCUGCCCUAGGUCACCAGAGCCUAAGCAGAGUCCGUGCUCGUCUCUCUAACCGAGCGGUGGCUUUUUUUGAAAACUAGAUCAGCUCCAGUUCCAGCAGUUGCAGCUAGUCUAUAGCACAGAUAUGUGCUGUUCUAAGAUUCUGCACUUUAUUGAGGCACCCCACAAGCCUGCAUUUCACCUCAGAUCGUCAAGUAUGCAAGGAGCAUUACUGUUUUCAUUCACCAUAAUGAAAACGGACUCCAGUUCGCAUUCUGCCAACCUAGAGGAAAUUUCAUGUCAGUAAGUUUUAGGUGCUUCCCCUUCCCCCAUGGAGUGUGUCCUAGGACCUGGAGAUUUUCAUGGCCUCUGGAAGAUGAGGAACCCACUUCUGACCUUCAGUUUAUCAAAGUAGUGAUUUAUUGAAUCCUUGUAGCUGUCUGCCUCAGGGUUGCCAGUGAGGGCUGGAAACCUCCUGCCUCAGCUCUGGCCUCCGGAGGCACACUCUUCACGUAGCUGUCUUCUCAAGGAUUCUACUCAUUGCCUUAGGGAACAGAGGGGUGCAAGGGCCUCUCUUGCUGGGGGCUGGCAUAUCUCCUUAUCAGGCCCUGGGAUGGGGGGGUUGGCCAUGGGGAGAUGGUAGGGAGAGUGUCAUUUUGGCAGCUUCUCCUCUGCUUCUCCUUCUCCCCUCCCAGAAGUCCAGCAGAAUUUCUUCUCUAGGUUUAGAUAUUGUUAACAAAGACAGACUUCUUCAGGAUGCUUCUGUCUUCAGCUGGAUGAAAAUACAAGGGAUUACAAAGGCUGCCACCUGUUUUAAAUGAGCUAGAAAGGAAAAUCACUGGGAAUUCAAACAAAGUAAAAUUCCAAAGUUGUCGUGCUAUCCCAAUUUGGAGGCCCUAAUAAAGGCAAAACAUCACUCGAACAGUAGGUAGCUAUGGGAAUUAAGAGAAGGAAACAGAUUUGAGAGACAAUAAGGUUGUAAAGCUUAAUCUCUGAGAACAAUCUAGACUGCAGAGCUUCUAAGUUUGGAGAGGCUGGAAAGUGACAUGGGAAGAGGUAGACUUUUGACAUGCACCCUGGAUUCACAGCCCAGCUUAACUGCUUGCUGGCUGUAGGAUCAUGGGCAAAUCAGCACAACUUCUAAGACUUAGUUUCCCCAUUAGUCAAAUAGGGUUAAUGCUACUUACUCAUGUGGUUGUUAAGGGUAUUAAGUAAAGUUCGUAAAACAGUAGCCAUCACCUGGUGAGGAUCCGGGAGCCCUGAUGGCUAUUGCAUAACGGUGCCAUUAGAACAGGCAGUGCUGGAGGAGGAGCAAGUCUGCGGGUUAACGUUUGAAGCCCACCAUGUGACCUUGAAGGGGCACUGCAAGGUAUCCAAGAGUUGCAGGAGGGAGGUAGAUGUAUUAGUCUGGAAUUUGAAAGAAAGUUCGGGAUUGAAGAUAGAGAUUUGGGAGGCUUCUGACUUCAAGGAGUAAUUGUAACCUUGGGUUAUGCAUGGGGUCCCCCAGGGAGAUCAUGUAUAAUGGGAGAAGGUAGAAGACCAGCUGCCAGGCCCACAAAUCUGUUCCAACGUCGAGUGACCCCUUAAUACCAUGCCCUUCAGUGUCACCUUUAAAAUGACAUCAUUGCUUGGAGGUGAAUCUGAAUAUCCCACUCAGGGUCUUCAUUUCAAAGAUAUAGUCUCAUUGUUCACCAUGAUCCGUCUUGCUGAAAUAAAAUUUAGUUGUCUGUAAUCCACCAAACCGGGUGGGCUCCUUUCCAUCUGGAAACUAAAACACAUUCGAGAGACUUUACAAAAACAAACCUUGUACAUGGUCAGUCUAGAGGAUUCUUUCACUGAGAACCAGGGCAGACUUCCCAGUGUUUGAGGGUUGCCCAAUUCUUUCCCACUCAAAUCAUUAGAAAUAAAAAAGUCAGUUUGGAGAAUUUGCUUAAGUAAAAUCAGGAGUCGCUAGAAGUGAAUGAGCUGAAACUGGAAGGAAAUCCCUUUGUUCAAUGUGGGUUUCAGUGAAUGCCCAGCAGGCGGCUAAACCAGUUCAUUAAGAGAGAAAAAGACAUGUUCUUAAAUGCUGUUCUCAGAAGCAAAUGCCUAGAAAAACAUACUGUGACAGCAAAAACACAUCCUGGAACUCAUAAACCCUAGAUCUGUGAAACUUUGGUUUUUGUCAUCAACGAAUAAAUAAACUUACCAAAAAAUAUUUCCCCCUUCGUUUAAAACAAUUAACUAAUCUGUUUAGCAUCUGCCAGUCUUCACUCCUAGAAAAAUGUGAUUCUUCUUGUUACUCUGGAACUCGGAAACAUUUAUCUGUAGGAUUGUUUAAUUUUAUAGGGUCAUUUUUAACCACAUACUUAAAAAAGAAUAAUUGACGUUAUGAAAACCCUUUUUUCCCUCUGCUUUAGAAAUUAAAUUCUGACCUGAAAAGCAGUCUGCAAGUAGCAUCCUGUCAAACUAAGAUGUGUUAUUUUUCCUGUCUCUUCUCUGCUUUAUUAAAUCGUCAUAUACUGCACAUGAUUUUCCCCCCAGGUCGGGCCUGCCUCGGGCUCUCUGUUGUAUUGUUAACUAUUUAAGCAUUAGACUGGCGCAGAGAUGGCAGGUGGGAAAAGCUGAGGGACUUGAUCUCCUCCCUGCCAGAGUUCUCCUCUUUCACGAGUGCUGCUUACAUUGAACAGCUUAAGAAUAAGCUCCUGUGUGAGCCCUCGGAGGCCAAGGAGUAUUGUUGAAUUCAGAAAGGAAUCGCUUUCUUUUUGUGAUAAUUUGAAUAUUUUCACAAUGAAGCUAAGCUACUUCACUGCCUGGUUUGCGUACCUCACGUUAUAUGCACCCUUUCCUGGGAAGCAGAAGAACCCCUGCCUCUUUGAAUACAUAAAUUGGUAUUGUUCAUUUGUGAGAUGGGUAGGCGCAAAGGAAGAAUCAUCUGGAAGAAUUUUACUCUUUUGCUUUAAUGUCUUUUUAAAGCUCUUUCAAAAAAACUUUUAUACAAGCCUUUGGAGACCACCCAAUUAAACCACCACAAUAAAAGUUGAGCAUUUUGAGAAAAGAGAUGGACCAUGAAGAUGAUUUGUAAAGUGUUUAUACAAGCAAAACAAGGAAUACGUUGGAAACAAUUUCCCUAAAUGACUCAGACAAAUAACCUGCUCACCUCCAGUUUUUUCCUGUAUUGUGAUGCAUUAUUUUUAAAACAGUUGUCCAAAAAUGGCCUUGAUUUUUCCAUUUUUAACUUCAAAGGAUGUUAUCAUACAAAAUAAAUGGACAUAGCCUUUUUGAUCAAAUUCACAGAAGAAAAUAGGCAAGUGAAUAAAUCACUUAGGUGAGAUAUUAAUUGGCUUUGUUCCAUAACAGAUUUGCCUUUGUACUAGUUAAGAAAAUCCUGAAAAGCUUUCCUGUAAGAGGAGCAAUUGAUUGGAAUAGUCUUGGUAGGAAGAAACCAAGUUUGAUAAUUACUUGGUGAACAGAAAUGCUGGUUUCCAAAUGCUCAUCAGGGUUCAGUGGCACAAAGCUGGCUGUAGACUUGGUUUCUGUAGAUUUGGUAAAAACAUAAAUUCUUGGGGUCCCAGUGAUGCUGUUUUAGUCUGCGCUGAUUUGCCCUGUGGCCACCCAGGAAUCUGUAUUUUUAAAAGUUUUCCUUGCUGAUUCUAAUGCAUAGCCAGGUUUAGUAACCAUUUAAUUAAAUAUUCAAUGUGGAGACUUCAACCUUCUUGCACUGCAAGUUUGAUAAAUCUUUAUUUAUAUGAAGCCCCUUUGUUGAGUGCCAACUGGUUAUUUGCUGACUUUCUUUCAAUUCAGAAUUUGUUUUAGGUUCUGUUAUUGCAUAGAUUUGCAUACCUGUUUUAUGGUAUUUUAAUACUGUUGGUUUAAAAAAAUACCAUUUCCUCUGAGUGCUCUUUUGAAUAUUUUAUGUAAGCAAUUUCAUGUGUUCUUUUUGUUCCACUUGCAGAAAGCAGGGGAAAAGUUGAGAGUUUUUCUUAAUCCAGUUGCAAGUAGGACAAAGGAUAUAAGUACUUAAAGAUCAUCUAUUAAAAUGCAUGAAAACACGCUAGAAAAUCUCCUCUGCACGUCGCCAGUCAUGUGUGUGCUCUAGAAGUGAAGCUCGGGGGUAGCAUAAUGGAGAAAUGUUUUCCUAGCUUCAUUCCCUGACGAUGUACAAGGUCUUUUCUCACAGGUUUGAAUCUUCAGACAAACUUCUGGGAGGACUCAGUCCCUGCCUCGCAGCAGAUGUUUCCUGUCACUCAGUAGCCAAUCCGGGGACCCAGGACAUGCCCCAGCUAUAGUGAUGCAGAUUACCUUUCUGCUCCUGAAUCGCACCUGUGCCUCAGACUUUCUCCCCCCAGCUUGAGACUGCAUGUAAACUGGGAUGUGUGAAAGCAGGAAGCAAAGCUAGUGACAGCUGAGAGGCCCAUGUCUGGGUAGAACCAGGCCCACGAUGCUGCCUUUCCCGUGGUCUGGAGUUCAGCUGCAGGGACUCUGCUGAUGUGCCCAGCACCAUCCUUCUGUUUGUGCUUAAAUGGCACAGCAUUUGGUCAGCACAUCUGAAAAGGAAGGUGUGAGAAGCAAAGCCCAUGGCCACGUUCCCCUGCCAAUUAUGUGGCAAGACGUUCCUCACCCUGGAGAAGUUCACGAUUCACAAUUAUUCCCACUCCAGGGAGCGGCCGUACAAGUGCGUGCAGCCUGACUGUGGCAAAGCCUUUGUUUCCAGAUAUAAAUUGAUGAGGCAUAUGGCUACCCAUUCUCCCCAGAAAUCUCACCAGUGUGCUCACUGUGAGAAGACGUUCAACCGGAAAGACCACCUGAAAAACCACCUCCAGACCCACGACCCCAACAAAAUGGCCUUUGGGUGUGAGGAGUGUGGGAAGAAGUACAACACCAUACUGGGCUAUAAGAGGCACCUGGCCCUCCAUGCGGCCAGCAGUGGGGACCUCACCUGUGGGGUCUGUGCCCUGGAGCUAGGGAGCACCGAGGUGCUACUGGACCACCUCAAAUCCCAUGCGGAAGAGAAGCCCCCUAGCGCAACCAAGGAAAAGAAGCACCAGUGCGACCACUGUGAAAGAUGCUUCUACACCCGGAAGGAUGUGCGACGCCACCUGGUGGUCCACACAGGAUGCAAGGACUUCCUGUGCCAGUUCUGUGCCCAGAGAUUUGGGCGCAAGGAUCACCUUACCCGGCAUACCAAGAAGACCCACUCACAGGAGCUGAUGAAAGAGAGCUUGCAGACCGGAGACCUUCUGAGCACCUUCCACACCAUCUCGACUUCAUUCCAACUGAAGGCUGCUGCCUUGCCUCCUUUCCCUUUAGGAGCUUCUGCCCAGAACGGGCUUGCAAGUAGCUUGCCAGCUGAGGUCCAUAGCCUCACCCUCAGUCCCCCAGAACAAGCCGCCCAGCCUAUGCAGCCGCUGCCAGAGUCCCUGGCCUCCCUCCACCCCUCGGUAUCCCCUAGCUCUCCUCCGCCACCCCUUCCCAAUCACAAGUACAACACCACUUCUACCUCAUACUCCCCACUUGCAAGCCUGCCUCUCAAAGCAGAUACUAAAGGUUUUUGCAAUAUCAGUUUGUUUGAGGACUUGCCUCUGCAAGAGCCUCAGUCACCUCAAAAGCUCAACCCAGGUUUUGAUCUGGCUAAGGGAAAUGCUGGUAAAGUAAACCUGCCCAAGGAGCUGCCUGCAGAUGCUGUGAACCUAACAAUACCUGCCUCUCUGGACCUGUCCCCCCUGUUGGGCUUCUGGCAGCUGCCCCCUCCUGCUACCCAAAAUACCUUUGGGAAUAGCACUCUUGCCCUGGGGCCUGGGGAAUCUCUGCCCCACAGGUUAAGCUGUCUGGGGCAGCAGCAGCAAGAACCCCCACUUGCCAUGGGCACUGUGAGCCUGGGCCAGCUCCCCCUGCCCCCCAUCCCUCAUGUGUUCUCAGCUGGCACUGGCUCUGCCAUCCUGCCUCAUUUCCAUCAUGCAUUCAGAUAAAUGAUUUUUAAAGUGUAUUUUUCGUAUUCUGGAAGAUGUUUUAAGAAGCAUUUUAAAUGUCAGUUACAAUAUGAGAAAGAUUUGGAAAACGGAACUGAGACUAUGGCUUAUUCAGUGAUGACUGGCUUGAGAUAAGAGAAUUCUCGAACUGCAUGUAUUGUGCCAAUCUGUCCUGAGUGUUCAUGCUUUGUACCAAAUUUAAUGAACGCGUGUUCUGUAAUCAAACUGCAAAUAUUGUCAUAACCAACAUCCAAAAUGAUGGCUGCUAUAUAUAAGUGUUUGUCAUAUGGAAUUUAAUCGUAAGCCAUGCUCAUAAUGUUAACUAAAUAACUUUAUGUGGCACUGCCUAGUAAGGGAACUAUGGAAAGGUUUGGAUCUCUCCAAAUUGGGAGAAUUUUAAAAAUAAGAAAAUAACCUUUAUAUGAUAUAUUAUGACUAGGCUGUGUAUUUCUUUUCAGGGAUUUUUCUACCUUCAGGGUUGGAUGUAGUUUAGUUGCUAUUACCAUAGCCAACCUGUAGUUUUACAUAUACAAUUUCUUGUGGAGCAAUAGAGUUCUCCAUUUUACAGAAGCAUUUUAAAUGUAGUUUGAAUAUUUUCCACAAGAUGCUGCAAUGUGAGUUAUCACUUCAUUUAUCUUAAAGACUAAACUGGUUGUCAGCUACAUCUGACAGAAAAAAAAAUCACUGUGUAACCAGGUUAAGUGGUAAAAUAAUCCAGGCGUCAGUCAAAGGCAUUUUGCUGACUAUAAUAUUGAUUAUAUUUUUAACAGGAAUUUAAGAAAAUAUUACUGGAAUUAAAAAUAUAUAUAUUAAACAAGAAUUUUCUUUGCUCUGUCUAGCUUAAACUACUACUCAAGCUGCUUAACUUGUUAAGUAUUGUUUUUAAUCACCAAUAAAUAAGUGCAUUUGUAAUUCAUCAGUUUGUCCUUAUUAGCUUUUAUUCAAAGAGGAUUAUGUUUUACAAUGUAACUAUAAUCUCUUGAAUUUGGUAUCUUAUUAAUGAGUUUUAAAGAUGUAAAACCUAACCUUUUUUAAAGCUCCAUUGUCUUAUGUUUUUAGAGGCUUUCUUUUCCAUAAACAUAUAUCUUACAUAUAAUAAACUUUUCAAAUCUUGCAA